UGUCCUAUGGUGGACGUACCCACCGUCAUCGACGAUUCAUAUAGAUGCGAAGAGAUUCGUGCCAGUCCUAAUCGCGGGUGGAGAAGGUACCGUCUUUAUGGUGAUGUGGAGCUAAAAAGUCAAUAGUUACGCAGUUGACCACAGCCCCGUUCACACAUAGCAGCUAUUGUGGUAACUUGUAGAAGGGGAAAGGUUGACGGCCGGAAGUGAUUUUCUGAACGCGGUAGUGGAGUAGUCUAGAAGCUAACUGGUCAAUAUAUUACAGUUGGCUGAAAUCAGGGGAUAUAUGCUCGGUGGUAAUUCAUCGGGAAAGCUAGGCAUACACUGUCCCUCUUGCGAUUCAACUCCUUUUUAGAUUGGAAGAUUUGAAUCUAGUCAUGGAAAUUGAAGAGCUAGAGGAGGCGGAAGGGGAUCACACUGAUCCCGUCGUCGAUUGUGAGAUUGCCGCUACGGGCAAUAUUUGUGUAAUUAAACAAGCGAGGAGAAAAAUUGCAAGGGACGGGCCGAGUGCUCGAAUAGCUCCCAAUGAAGAGAGCGCAGUUGGACGUGCGCUUCGUCAAGCUGAGAGGCAUCCUGGUCAGCCAAUAUUCUACCCACAUGAAGGAAUAGUAUUUAGUAGCUGUGAAGAGGCUAGAGAUUUUUUCAACUUGUACUCUUGGGAAAUCGGGUUUGGAGUUCGGUUUGGACGGAGUAACAAGAAUAAUAAGGGAUAUACUACUAGACAAGAUAUUGUAUGUUCAUGUGAGGGUUCUCCUCGGCAUGAUAAUUCUGCCUCAGUAAGGACUGGUUGCAAAGCAAUGGUAAGGUUGCUUAGAACAAGUGAUCACGGGUGGUAUAUUAGCAGAGUUGAUACAAAUCAUAAUCACAAGUUUUCAGAAGGAUAUGCAGAGAAGAAGCAAUGGCUGUCACACAGUAUGAUUGAUCCAACAACGAAGCAUUUUAUUAAGAAAUUAAGAGAUAACAAUAUCACGAUUGGCAGGGUGUGUAGCAUAUUAGGAGUGUGUAGCAGCAGCCCUAUGAAUCCAGUUAGGAAAGAAACAAUUAGGUCGCUUUGUGCUAAGGUAGCACGAGAGAACAUGGCUGAUGAUAUUGGCAAAACGCUGAAGCUGUUGACUGAAAUGAAGAGCAAAGACCCUCUAAUGGCUGUUAGGUUCAAGCUGGAUAAUGAAGGCACAAUUAUAUCCAUGCUCUGGUGUUCUGGGAAGAAUAUAAUUGAUUAUAAGAAUUUUGGUGAUGCGGUGACGUUUGAUACGACCUAUCGAACUAAUUUGUAUAGUUUGCCAUUUGGGAUUUUCAUAGGUGUGAACUCACAUUUUCAAUCAAUUAUAUUUGGUGGUGUCCUUUUGACAAGUGAGAAAGCCGAAGAUUUUCAAUGGGCAUUCGAAAACUUUGUGGAUAUAAUGGAAGGUUUAGCGCCGACGACAAUAUUGACUGAUCAAUGUGCGGCAAUGGCCAAGGCUAUCAGGGUUGUUAUGCCUGGGACACGUCAUCGAUGGUGCCGGUGGCAUGUGCUUAAGAGUUCUAAGAAGAGGCUAGGUAAAGUCCAUGGAAAACAUAAGAAGUUCAAAUCAGACUUUUAUAAUCUAAUCAGUAACGAGUUGUCUGUGGAGAAGUUUGAAAAUUCGUGGAACAAACUUAUUGAAAAGUAUAGUCUUCGCAAGAACAAGUACAUGCGGCGGUUAUAUAGGUAUAGGGAAAAAUGGGCAAAACCGUACUUCAUGGGUGUAUUUUGUGCUGGAAUGACAAGUACGCAAAGGAGCGAAAGUGCAAAUCAUAUGCUCAAGCGGUAUAUACAAAAGGCAGCUCCUAUGCACUUGUUUGUUAGUAAGUUUAAUGAGUUUUUAUCUGACCGAACAGAGCAAGAGGCUCGUGAGCAGCACGUCACAAAAAUGGUUUCUAGGAAAAUGAGAGUAGGUGUUCCAAUUGAGGAGCAUGCAGAUCGUAUAUAUACUCGGGCCAUGUAUGAGAAAUUUUAUGAUGAGUUAUUUGAGGCUGGCAAGUUUCGUGUUUUGCGUGAGGAGGGAGCGCAAUGUUACACAGUUGAAAGAGCUAGAGUUAAUAGUGUUGAUGAGGAUGAAAGAUAUGUUGUAUAUGUCAAUGGAGAGGAGUCUAUUUCUUGUCAGUGUGGGUUCUUUGAGCACAUUGGCAUGCUUUGCCGGCAUGCUAUCAAGGUUUCAAUCUCUACUUAACUUUUUUUUAGAUUAGUUGCAAUGUACAACAUACAUCUAUAUCUGGAUUUAAUACAUUGUUUGAUCAUUGUCA
Molecule: messenger RNA, 2262 nt
Organism: Panicum virgatum (switchgrass)
Lineage: Eukaryota; Viridiplantae; Streptophyta; Magnoliopsida; Poales; Poaceae
Product: protein FAR1-RELATED SEQUENCE 5-like
Exons: 5
Coding region: 378-2189 (603 amino acids)
Biological process (GO): regulation of DNA-templated transcription
Molecular function (GO): zinc ion binding
Source: RefSeq, a predicted model, not a curated record